UCACGUGGGAGCGGGUGCGGAAGUGGUGCCGCAGGACGUGUUCGUAAUUGGCCGCGGCCGAGGGGGCGGGGGCGGGGGCGGACCGAUAGACGCGCCGGGAGGAGCCGGAGGAGGAGGCUGUCGCCGGGGCCGGCGCCAGAGUCCAGGAUUUGGCCUGCGGUGCUGACCGAGUGCUGGACCAGCAGUGGUCCCGAGUACCCCGGCUGCGCGCGCUCCGGCUGCUCAGAGAACGCGCGGCCAAGGCGCAGGCGGCAGCAGGAGCCGGUGUGGUGGGCGGAGGGAGGCCAGGAGGGCGCGGGCGCCCUGAGCGCGGAGCAGGCGGAGGCGGCCAGGGGCCGGGACGCCAUGUCCAUGGAGGACCCCUUCUUUGUGGUAAAAGGAGAGGUACAAAAAGCAGUCAACACUGCCCAGGGAUUGUUUCAGAGAUGGACAGAGCUCCUCCAGGACCCCUCCACGGCAACAAGGGAAGAAAUCGACUGGACCACCAACGAGCUGAGAAACAACCUCCGCAGCAUAGAGUGGGAUCUAGAGGACCUUGAUGAAACCAUCAGCAUAGUUGAAGCAAAUCCUAGAAAAUUCAACCUCGAUGCAACUGAAUUGAGUAUAAGAAAAGCCUUCAUUACAAGUACUCGGCAAGUUGUUAGGGACAUGAAAGAUCAGAUGUCAACUUCAUCUGUACAGGCCUUAGCUGAAAGAAAAAAUAGACAGGCACUGUUGGGAGACAGCGGCAGCCAGAACUGGAACACUGGAACAAGUGAUAAAUAUGGGCGCCUGGAUCGAGAGCUCCAGUUAGCCAAUUCCCAUUUCAUCGAGGAGCAGCAAGCACAGCAACAGUUGAUCGUGGAACAGCAGGAUGAGCAGUUGGAGCUGGUCUCUGGCAGCAUCGGGGUGCUGAAGAACAUGUCCCAGCGCAUCGGAGGGGAGCUGGAGGAGCAGGCAGUUAUGUUGGAUGAUUUCUCUCAUGAGUUGGAGAGUACUCAGUCUCGACUGGACAAUGUGAUGAAGAAACUUGCAAAAGUGUCUCACAUGACCAGUGAUCGGCGCCAGUGGUGUGCCAUAGCCAUCCUCUUUGUGGUCCUGUUGAUCGUGCUGAUCCUCUUCUUAGUGCUGUGAUGGUGUGGCCUGAGGGUGCAAGUUCCUCCUGCACGUGAACCAAGGGGAGGAGGAGAAGCGAGCACAUGCGCCGUUGCUGUCUACUCACAUUCCUCUCCUGGAAACAUAUCGCUGCACUGACUUUUCUCUGUGUGACCCCACAAUUGAGACAGCUCCUCCAUCCCAGCGCUGGAAGGGCCAGUGGGAAGAGAAAUACGACUGCACUCCCGGUGCCGGCUGGACGACAAAUGCCCUGUGCUGCCUGUCCUGUUCUGAGGACAACUGGCCACUGCUUUGCCUCCGUGGACCUUGUUCCCUGAGGAAGGACUCUGAAUAAUCCAGAAAAAUUAGCAGAUUCCACUAGUGUUUGCUGUUGCUCAUUCCAUGCAUUCUUGGCAGCUCUUUUCUUCUGCUCAGACCCUUCCCCUGCUCAGACAGUGCACUGCUGUCCCAUCAAAAGAAACCUGUCGGGAAUGUGAGCUUCUGGGUAUGUUUCGUUUCCCAUUGCUGUAGCAUUUCUAAGCCCCUGAGAGCUGAUUAUUAUUGAGGACAGAGGCUCAGAAACAGUUUGUGACAGAAAAUACAGUGUUUCAUUUUUCAGGGAUAAAUGAUGAUAUAAAAUUGCCUUUGCAGGUGCAUUUCUUUGUGGUAGGAUAACUAAUGGAAAGUAAUGGAACACCUUGGGGUUUGGGUGGCUUUAAUUGACGGGAGCAGUUAAAAAAAGCAGCAGGACCCUGCACUGGCACACCUUAGGGAAAGGCUGAUGAUGUCGCCAGAGGUCAGAGCCUGAACCUUGCCAACUUCAUGUUGCUAUACCAGUGCUUCCUCCUCAAGGUGCAAAUAGCAUUUUUAGGGUGACUCCUACAUAUGUUGUUGCUAAAUAGCUCAGCAGCACACUUGAAUGAAUUAGGAUACUGGGUUAUCCUCAUUGAUAGUUAUUUUAUUCCUAUGGCACUCUACUUUGGGGGGAUGGGGUUGGGAAUGGAUAGCACAUUUAUUACAUCUACUCAGAAACAGUAAUGACCAAAAAAAGGCUAGUUCUGGACCAGACUUCUCUUACCCUGCGUGUAAUGGCGAGGAUGGGUAGGUGAACUUGGUUCUUCCUCCCUAAGGUGACAACUUGAUUUUAUCAUCUAUUCAAAUAACUGAGCCAAUCCAAAUUUAAAUGAUAGUUGCUUUAAUUGAGCAUAAGUAGCUGAAACUGCUGAAACACUAAACUUCAAGCUUUGAUGACUUUUUAAAUGCCUCAGAUGUAUACAUGUGUAUAGGAUAUUUUUAUAACUUCCCUGAUGAAUAAUCUGAUACUAAAGUAGCAUUCGGACCCA
Propithecus coquereli (Coquerel's sifaka) is the source of this 2417-nucleotide messenger RNA. It is a transcript of the gene STX6, whose product is annotated as syntaxin 6. Gene Ontology annotation, molecular function: SNAP receptor activity. The transcript has 8 exons. NCBI's taxonomy places the organism in Eukaryota, Metazoa, Chordata, Mammalia, Primates, Indriidae. The record is from RefSeq and is a predicted model, not a curated record. Bases 346 to 1113 code for a protein of 255 amino acids. Gene Ontology annotation, cellular component: membrane. Gene Ontology annotation, biological process: Golgi vesicle transport; intracellular protein transport.